GGUCCAAACUCCAAAGAUGAGCAUAAAAAAAAAACUCCGAAGUCCAAACUUCCCCUGCCCUGCUCUCCCACCUACUGGGACUACGAUGUGGGGCCUACUUCGGCGGAGAAUGAGCCCAUCGGGGUUCUCGCCGUCGUCUACGGCGGAGGAGGUCACCGCCGGCAUCGACGGUUCCGGCCUCGUCGCCAUCGUCACCGGUGCGUCCAGUGGGAUUGGAGCUGAAACAUGCCGAGUUCUUGCGCUGCGUGGCGUGCAUGUCGUGAUGGGGGUGAGGAAUCUGUCCACCGGCUCGCAGGUGAGGGAGAAGAUUGUGGAACAAGUCCCCAAGGCCAAGAUUGAGAUGCUUGAGCUUGACCUUAGCUCAAUGUCAUCAGUGAGAAGAUUAGUCGAGAAGUUUAAUGUGCUGGACCUCCCACUGAACAUUCUUAUGAACAAGAUGCAAAGGUAGUUAUCAACUCCCUUCAUCCUGGAGCUGUUGUCACCAACAUUGCACGCUACUGGGGUUUCUUAAAUGGUGGGGAUAUAUCAGACUAAAUGGUCCCCUUAACUGAUUUGCAUGGUUAACUCACUCAAUAAUUAUGAAUAUUCACUUGAUGUAUUAUAUCUGGUCAGUAUUUGUACUCUGGAUAAGCUAUUAGAGGUAUUUGCUCUUAUAGUUUGGUGCAAAUGUAAAAGCUCUACUUGUAACCUAGUGAAAAGGCGUACCCUUAUUAUAUUGAGAAUGCCCUGUUUCUUUCAAUUACAUUAAGUAUUUCAAGAACUUUCUUUUAUUAUGUGCACAUAUACCGACAUGAUGAUAUUUUGCUUUGGAAUAAUUAAAAUUAAUGUCGAAAAAAGUUUUGUCAAGGCAAAUUGUCAUAUUUUCUCUGUGGGAUCAACUUAUUUUACUGUGCACAUCCAUUGUUUCAGAGUUAAUUUGUACUCUUACCUGGAAGCUAAACUGCUACCUUUCUCCCUUGUUAUCUUUAUUUCAGGUCUUCUUUCCUCACUCGGUAAAUUUGUACUUAAAGGUGUUGAACAAGUAAGUCUGUGAUCAUGUUCUAUUCCUUUAUAAACAAAUGCAGAUGCGUUGAAUUGGGUGCAAUUUGCUAGGCACAAACAUUGGCAUUCGUAACAUUUAUAUAACCAACCUAAAGUUGAGAAUGUACGUUCUCCUGUCUACAUAUUAUAGUUUGGAUUAUAUGGUCCUGGCUCCAGCCUUAAGUGUACAUUGUCUGCCAGUUUCAACUUUUAGUUUAAGUGGCGCACAGACCUGGAUGUGUGAUGACUUUAUCAUAAGAAGUAUUAGAAAUUGUUUGAUACAAAAGUUGCAUAUGCUUUUCAUGUUUACAGAACUAAUGGUGCUGCAAACCAUGAGUUAUUUAACAGUCAUAAUCUGAGCUAGCAGUAAUGAAUCUCUCAUGGAUCUCUGCUUGCAUUUAGCAGUAUCACUAACUUCAGUAUUUAGAUGAAUUAACUUACACUACCGCUAUAAUGCUUGAUGUUGAUACACCAUAUCUAUGUCAACAAAAAAGAAGAAGAAGAAGAAAAAACUUGUGCUCCUGUUUCGGUGCCUGAUUGCAAUCUCUUGAACAAUCUUAUAAAUCCAUGGAAGCACUAUUUAAUCCUUUUGCAAGGUGCCGCCACAGUGUGUUAUCUGGCAUUGCAUCCUCAGGUUGCGGGAGUCACGGGCAAUUACUUUGUGGAUUGCAGUAUGGUUCAAUUAAAAUCUCAUGCCAUCGACAAGGAGCUGGCCAAAAGACUCUGGGAUUUUAGUAUGAGCCUACUCCGCUGAUACAAAUUCGUAUAAGACAUGUGUAGUAUUAUUUCCAAAAAGAAAACCAUGUAGAGGAACUGUAAUGUCUUCACAUGUUUGUACAAAAAGUGUAUAGCACAAAACCUAGAUUCCAAAUGAAUGAGUACAUGGUUACAUGGGAUACAAUGUUACCCAGGUAUACAAUAGGUGGUAUAAAAAUUAUUGGAAGAGAGUUGGAACUAAAUGGUGUUUAUGCCACCUAUAUAGAAUUUGAAUAAAGCGAUUGGAUUUA
Setaria italica (foxtail millet) is the source of this 2027-nucleotide messenger RNA. RefSeq names its product short-chain dehydrogenase TIC 32, chloroplastic. The transcript has 3 exons. The record is from RefSeq and is a predicted model, not a curated record. Bases 17 to 448 code for a protein of 143 amino acids. Lineage: Eukaryota; Viridiplantae; Streptophyta; Magnoliopsida; Poales; Poaceae.